This is a messenger RNA of Chanos chanos (milkfish), 813 nucleotides long. Its product is annotated as proline-rich protein 2-like. NCBI's taxonomy places the organism in Eukaryota, Metazoa, Chordata, Actinopteri, Gonorynchiformes, Chanidae. The transcript has 2 exons. The coding region runs from base 1 to 813 and encodes 270 amino acids. The record is from RefSeq and is a predicted model, not a curated record.
AUGUCUUUGGACUGUGGAAAGAAACCAGAGCUCCAGGAGGGGGACCCACGCAGACGCGGGGAGAACACGCAAACGCCACGCAGAAAGGCUCCUGGCCGCCCCGGCUGGAACUCGAACCCGGGGCCGUCUUGCUGUGAGGCGACAGCGCUACCCACUGCACCACUGAGCACCUCACUGAAGCAGCACCUCGAUAAGGCAGGCCCACCACUCUGUCCCCACCAAGGCAGGCCCGCCGCUCUGUCCCCACCAAGGCAGGCCCGCCGCUCUGUCCCCACCAAGGCAGGCCCGCCGCUCUGUCCUCACCAAGGCAGGCCCGCCGCUCUGUCCCCACCAAGGCAGGCCCGCCGCUCUGUCCACACCAAGGCAGGCCCGCCGCUCUGUCCCCACCAAGGCAGGCCCGCCGCUCUGUCCCCACCAAGGCAGGCCCGCCGCUCUGUCCCCACCAAGGCAGGCCCGCCGCUCUGUCCCCACCAAGGCAGGCCCGCCGCUCUGUCCCCACCAAGACAGGCCCGCCACUCUGUCCUCACCAAGGCAGGCCCGCCGCUCUGUCCCCACCAAGGCAGGCCCGCCGCUCUGUCCACACCAAGGCAGGCCCGCCGCUCUGUCCCCACCAAGGCAGGCCCGCCGCUCUGUCCCCACCAAGACAGGCCCGCCGCUCUGUCCUCACCAAGGCAGGCCCGCCGCUCUGUCCCCACCAAGGCAGGCCCGCCGCUCGGUCCCCACCAAGGCAGGCCCACCGCUCUGUACCCACCAAGACAGGCCUGCUGCUUUGUCCUCAGUUCUGGGACGGUAGCCCGUUUCAGCCCAAACUAG